Molecule: messenger RNA, 2100 nt
Organism: Lethenteron reissneri (Far Eastern brook lamprey)
Lineage: Eukaryota; Metazoa; Chordata; Hyperoartia; Petromyzontiformes; Petromyzontidae
Product: phospholipase A-2-activating protein-like
Source: RefSeq, a predicted model, not a curated record
CCCACACUCCCUUUGUGUGCCGUGUCCUUGCGUGCGUCUUUGCGUGCGUGCGUCUUUGCGUGCGUUCGUCGACAGCCAAGAUCAACGACCUCAACAAAAAGGUUCCCCAGCUCCUCCGCGCUUCGGACAGCGACCUGCGGGACCUGCUCUCCCUCAUGGAACGCGCCAUCGACCCCGGCAGGGAGGACGCCGUCACAGAGACCCAGCUCGACGCGCUGGAGCUCCUGCUCAACUGGCCGGAUGAGUUUCUCUUCCCCGCGCUGGACAUCCUGCGCCUCUGCCUGCGCCUCGACGUCCCCAACAAGCACUUCCUGGGCGCCGCCUGCGGCCCGGCGCAGCUCUCCCGCCUCCUGGCGCUGACCUCGGCGCCCGGAGCCGGCGCCGCCGCCCCGAUGCUGGCGCUGCGAGCGCUCUGCAACGCCUGCAGCCGCGAGCCCGGCCGUCGGCUCAUGCGGGAGCGGCGCUCGCUGGUGGUGGAGGGGGCGCUGGAGCUCGUCGGCUCCGACAACCGCAACGUGCAGGUCGCGCUGGCCACGCUGCUGCUCAACUACGCCGUCCUGCACAGCGAGCCCUCCUCCUCCUCCUCCUUCUCCGCCAUCUUCGCGUCCAGGAGGAACGCCGGCGGCGACGACGACGAGGCCAUGACCCAGCUGCUGUCGGCGGCCGUGGCGCUGCUGGAGCGGCGGCCGGACCCCGAGGCGUCGUUCCGGCUGCUCGUGUGCGUCGCCACGCUGGUGCUACGCCGCGGCCGCGGCGGCGACGGCGACGCCGCCCGCAGGCUGAGCGACGCGCUGGGGGUGAGGGCCCACGCCGAGCGGUGCGCCGGCCUGCCGGGGGCGCCAGCAAAGCUCACCGAGUGCGCGCGCUCGCUGCUGGCCUUCCUGUGAUGGGCGCGGGUUGGUAGCGGUUUGGCGGUUGCUGGCAGCUUUUGGCGGUUGGGUGGUUUGGUGGAUUUUGUGGUUUGGUGAUAUGGUGGUUGGGUGGUUUGGCGGUUGGGUGAUUUGGUGGUUGGGUGAUUUGGUGGUUGGGUGGUUGGGUGGUUUUGGUGUUUUUGGUGUAUUUUGUGGUUUUGGUGUUUUUGGUGGUUGAGUGGUUUUGUAGUUUAGUGGUUGGGUGGUUGGGCGGUUUGGCAGUUGGGCGGUUUGGUAGUUUAGUAGUUUAAUGGUUGGGUAGUUUGGCGGUUUGGUGGUUGAGUGGUUGGGUGGUUGGGUGGUUGGGCGGUUUGGUAGUUUAAUGGUUGGGUAGUUUGGCGGUUUGGUGGUUGAGUAGUUUGGCGGAUUGGUGGUUGGGUGGUUUGGCCAUUUAGUGGUUGACGGUUUGGCGGUUUGGCAGUUGUUGGCGUUUUGGCGGUUGUAGGGCGGUUUAGUGGUUUGGCGGUUGGCUUACGACUCGGGCGGAGUGUCCUAUACCGCUGUAUCCUACUGGUGUGUGGGUGUGAGGGGGGGGGCCUCACGAUUCAUCCAAUUAACCAAAAUGUAAUCAUCUUUUCUGGCUGUGAUGUUAAUGGUCAGGAGCAGAGCGUGGCGACGUCUCGAUGCCAUGCUGGGUUUUAAACCCCACGGGGUCUCCUCUACCGAUGGGUAGGGGUGGUGGUGGUGGGGGGGGCAGGAGGAGAUUUCGUACCAAGUCAUUAAAAAAUUAACCCGUAAAAACAAAGUUUUUCACUAUAAAUCCUUUAUAUGCGUGGCAUCGGUUUUAUUUUAUUAUUCAUUUCUGUUUUUCUUGAGUAAGAGUUUCAUUUUUAUCACAUUGGUAUUUUAAAUUAAAUAUGAAAAAAAUAUUUUCCUAAAAAGUGGAAAAUUUUGGAAAAAUGUUUUCACGAACAUUAAUUGUCACGCACAACGAGUCUGUGUGGAAAAUGUCAACUCGAUUGGAUCACGGGAAGUGGGUUAAAAAACGACCGAAAGAUUUACACGGUCGUAAGCAAGCAAGCAAGCACGCAAGCAAGCAAGCGAACUUAAUAUAAAGGAUUUAAAAACGUCCGUCGGCUAUAAUUAUCUGUAUACUGCCUACCGUGGCAUAGCAACAUCUCCCCAGUGGCGAUGUUUACCACACACCGCACCAGGUACUCAUUUGCGGCCGAGUCGGCCUAGUGGAGGC